AUGGCUUCUCCUGCUAUUCCCAGAUCCCCACUCCAACGCCUCUCCACCUUCAAGAACUCUCCGUCCGCGGCCACCACUACUCCCACCACUGCCACCGGAAAUGCCAAUUCCAUUCACAAGACAGUCCCUACUUCAGCACGCCUCCCCCCUACGCCAUCCGCCCUAGACACCUUCACCACUGACCCAAUUUUCUCUGCUUUCCUCUCCCCUGAUUUCAAUCCCUCCCAAUUCUCCUCCGCUGUUCUAUCCUCCGGCUCUGCCGCCUCCCGUAUUGAAAAGCUCCAGGAAGGCCUCCGUCUUCUCGACAAUCAGCUCCGCCACGAGGUCCUCUCCCGCCACCAGGACCUCCUCAACCAGCUCUCCUCCCUCAAAGCCUCUGAAUCCUCCCUCUCCUCUCUCCGCUCCUCUCUUUCGUCUCUCCAGUCCUCUCUCCGCGAAGCUCGCGCUGAGCUCUCCGAUCCCCACCGCUUGAUUGCCGCACAGACUCUCCAGCUCAAUAAUUUACAUUCUACUUCUCUCCUUCUGCAAUCUACACUUCGCACUCUUCGACUGGUUCAGAAGCUCCAGAAUCUUGUUAAUUCCCAACCCGACUCGGAAAAGUGGGAUCUUUCUAAGGCAGCGCAGUUGCAUUUUGAAAUCUUGACGCUUUACAAUGAGUCCCAUUUAUCAGGGAUUGAUGCGAUUGAUUCGGAGUUAAAAUGGGUAAUUGAGACAGGGUCAAAAAUUCGAGCCGAGGGGAUGAAAGUAUUGGAGAAGGGAUUGGAGAAUUUGAACCAAGCGGAGGUGGGGUUAGGGUUGCAAGUAUUUUAUAACUUGGGAGAGUUGAGAGGGACUGUGGAUGGGUUGGUAAGUAAGUAUAAGCAAACGGGCUUGAAGAAUAUAAGUAAUGCAUUAGAUAUGAAGGCAAUUUCUGGUGGCGGGGCCUACGGGGCUGGGAUGCCAGGUGGGGUGCAGAGGCAUGGUACACCGCAGAUUGGGGGUGGAGGAAAGGCAAAGGAGGGACUUUGGCAGAGGAUGAGUGGUUGUAUGGACCAGUUGCAUUCCAUUGUUGUCGCAGUUUGGCACUUGCAGAGGGUGUUGUCUAAGAAGCGCGAUCCAUUUACUCAUGUUCUAUUGCUAGAUGAGGUCAUGCAGGAAGGUGAUCCCAUGUUAACUGACCGUGUUUGGGAGGCUUUAGUAAAAUCUUUUGCAAGUCAAAUGAAGUCUGUUUUCACUGCAUCAAGCUUUGUAAAGGAGAUAUUUACUACGGGGUAUCCAAAGCUAUUGUCUACGAUUGAGAACCUCCUUGAAAGAAUUUCACGUGAUACUGAUGUUAAAGGAGUUGCCCCAGCUCUCCGUUUAGAAGGAAAGGAACAAAUGAUAGCUGCCAUUGAGAUUUUCCAGACAGCAUUUUUGGGGCUCUGCUUGAGUCGACUUUCUGAUCUUGUUAAUUCUGUAUUUAACAUGUCUAGCCGUGGAACUGUUCCCUCAAAAGAGCAUAUCUCAAGGAUUAUAUCACGCAUUCAGGAUGAAAUUGAAGCUGUGCAGCUGGAUGCACGUUUGACUCUUCUUGUCUUACGUGAAAUCAGCAAAGUUUUGCUUUUGGUCGCAGAAAGAGCUGAAUAUCAGAUAUCGACUGGCCCUGAAGCACGCCAAAUAACUGGUCCUGCUACUCCGUCGCAGAUCAAAAACUUCACAUUAAGUCAGCAUCUGCAGGAGAUCCAUGCACGUGUAACAUCAAUGAUAGCAGGACUGCCAACUGUUGCUUCAGAUAUUUUAUCCCCUGCCCUUGGUACAAUAUAUGGUGUUGCCUGUGAUUCAGUGACACCCUUAUUUCAAGCGAUGCUCGAUCAUCUCGAGUCCUGCAUCUUGCAAAUUCAUGAUCAGAAUUUUGGUACUCUCAGCAUGGAUGCUGCUAUGGACAACAAUGCAACACCUUACAUGGAAGAAUUGCAGAAGAGCAUUCUUCAUUUUCGGUCUGAAUUUUUGUCCAGGCUUUUACCUUCUUCUGGCGCUAUCUCUGCAGGAGCAGAAACUAUAUGCACAAGGCUUGUAAGGAGCAUGGCAUCUCGGGUUUUAAUAUUUUUUAUUAGACAUGCUUCACUUGUUAGACCGUUAUCAGAAUCAGGGAAGCUGAGAAUGGCUAGGGACAUGGCUGAACUUGAAUUGGCAGUAGGCCAAAACUUGUUUCCUGUAGAGCAACUUGGAGCACCAUAUCGGGCCCUUCGAGCAUUUCGGCCUGUUAUUUUCUUGGAAACAUCUCAAAUGGGAGACUCACCACUUCUUCAAGAUCUUCCACCAAGUGUCAUACUUCAUCAUCUCUAUUCACGUGGCCCCGAAGAUUUGCAGUCACCUCUGCAAAGGAACAAGCUUACACCUGUCCAAUAUUCACUGUGGAUGGAUUCUCAAGGGGAGGAUCAAAUUUGGAAAGGCAUCAAAUCAACUUUGGAUGAUUAUGCUGCAAAGGUAAGGGCCAGAGGAGACAAGGAGUUCAGCCCUGUUUACUCUGUGAUGCUGCAACUGGGGUCAUCUUUGAGAGGGAAUGAAUCAUAA
Fraxinus pennsylvanica is the source of this 2532-nucleotide messenger RNA. NCBI's taxonomy places the organism in Eukaryota, Viridiplantae, Streptophyta, Magnoliopsida, Lamiales, Oleaceae. The record is from the annotation of a GenBank genome assembly.